This is a messenger RNA of Mucor velutinosus, 804 nucleotides long. RefSeq lists its product as uncharacterized. NCBI's taxonomy places the organism in Eukaryota, Fungi, Mucoromycota, Mucoromycetes, Mucorales, Mucoraceae. Gene Ontology annotation, biological process: proteasome core complex assembly. The record is from RefSeq and is a predicted model, not a curated record. Bases 1 to 804 code for a protein of 267 amino acids. Gene Ontology annotation, molecular function: proteasome binding. Gene Ontology annotation, cellular component: endoplasmic reticulum. The transcript has 3 exons.
AUGGAAUACGACGACUACGACCAAAGCUUCGCCUCAGCACCCGUAAGAUACGCCCUUGAUGAUCAUGAUAGUGAUGAAGAGAACGAAGCCUGUGCUCAAAUCAGCAAGGUGACUGUACAGACCAAUUUGACCAUCGAUAGCAAGAUCAUUGAGGAUGGUAAAUGGACCUUGAUUUUUGGUCUAAAUGGACCUGGUAGUGUAUACCUCAACUCGCUUGAGGAUGUCAAAGUUACGGCUGUAGGUACAAUAGUCCGCUUGUUUGAUAAUGAGGAUCCUAGAACUAAGGCCAGCAUCUUUCAAGUGGAUAACCAUCCUGUCAUGUUGAUUCCUUUUACCAAGGAGAUUCAAGCUGAGGAUGCUGCUCCCUACACAAAGGCUGUUUUCAAUUUGUUCGAGGGAAAGGUGGACAGGGUGAUUGUUUUGGAUGCAUUUACAGCCACAGGAUAUACAUCAGAAACCUGGAAUCAAGAUAUGGUGCCUCCUUUAUUGCGCGUUUUGCAAACCUCUUCUGCUCCUGUCAUGAAAGAGCUGCCUCUCUUCGAGAUCCCUAAUAUGAUCAAGGCAUUAGCAGCUUCCAUAGUCAAUUACUGCGAGAUGUAUUCAAUUCCCUGUUAUGAUUUCCUUACACUUCAGGAAUCCAUCUAUGGUAAAUUGCUCGUUAAUGAAGAGACACUGGAAGCCUACAGCCAAGGAUUCCAUCAUUUGGGAUUAGAUUUCAAAUUCAAUGGGCAAACUAUGGAGCAGGUCCUGAGCGAUGUUCACACUGGUCGAGUAGAUGACAAUCACCAUCGCUUAUAUCUCUAA